Messenger RNA from Exophiala viscosa, 1851 nucleotides. RefSeq lists its product as uncharacterized. Bases 1 to 1851 code for a protein of 616 amino acids. The record is from RefSeq and is a predicted model, not a curated record. Gene Ontology annotation, cellular component: nucleus. The transcript is spliced from 5 exons. NCBI's taxonomy places the organism in Eukaryota, Fungi, Ascomycota, Eurotiomycetes, Chaetothyriales, Herpotrichiellaceae.
AUGCAACAGGAAGCCUCAAAGGACCGAGUCCAGCUCCUUGAGUCACAGAUCGGUGACAUUUACGCUAUUCUUAACUCGCUCACCAAGCCGACUUCUGACACCUCGCCUGAUCAUGAAGAUGCAUGCCAGGACAAUGCGCCCGGUAGUGGAAACAACAACGUGGAAGAGAGGCCUGGAUCGGUUCCUAACCCUUCUAUUGGACCGUCAAAUACGUCUCAAAUACAGUCCGAUUCCUCUCAUGAGGUGCUGGAAUAUGCGGUGAAUGUGUACAGGACGAAGGUGCACCUUCAACUGUUGCCCCUAUUCAACCUGCAAGGUUUGUCAAAUCGUUUUGCAGAGUCUCCUCCUUUUCUCCGUUGGAGUUUUCUCGCUCUCUGCUUGACCCUUUCAACACCAGCGCCUUCGGCGGGUCAUGACCCUGACGCUGGCCAACGGUAUUCUGGGAUGAGUCACCAAGUCGUUACCAGACUGGCUGCUGAAGGUACAGCUACGCUGGAAGUGUUGGAAGCCCUGUGUCUACUGGCUUUGAUGGGCAAGCCAGCAAGAGCCUGGAUGACCGUUGGUACAGCCAGCCGGCUACAAGCUUUCCGGACCUUGAGUCGACCAGAGCCGGAUAAUGCACACGAGGAUGAAGACCAUGAGUCUCGAUGCUACUGGAGCAUUUUCAUUUUGGAAAGAGCCUUCGCUCAUCAGCCAGGGGAAUCCGGAGAAAGUGACAAUGCGCCCAAAUAUCCUUCCAGUGCACCGUGGCCGCCUCCCGUUCACGCCCAAGAUUCUAACAGCCAAACUGUUGGCCCUCCGAACCUGGAUGAAGGCCUCGAAGACCCUGGCAUACUGGCUCAUUGCAUUGAAAUGAUCUCCAUCUGGGGAGAUGUCUGUUCUUCCCUUGGCGAACUACGAUCAGGCAAGGCGGAAAGCCCCUGGUUGCCGAACUCAAUCAUUUCACGAUUGAGUCUUCGUAUGCACGAAAGUGAAGCGCGAUUUACGUCAAGACACCUUCUCAGGAAUGUGGCACUUCCGGGGCGAUCGGCCUUUGAACUGCUCGAGCAUCAAGAGUACUGGGCACCCUGGGCAAUUAUGGAGAUAGCCGCUCAUGCGAUUCCAUCAAUUCUAAACCACCCAUUCAUCCAUCUCGUCACCACGCAUGGCGACGAGCGAGCCCGCGGAUCAAGGGUUUAUUAUCAACAAACGGUGGAUAGGGCACUGUACAACUCAGGAUGGGUAGCAAGGUUGCUACGUAUCUUUGACAGUCUGCCUUUCGAGCUCACCAACCCUUUGAUAGGGCAUAUGGUUGCAGGGACAGCUACAGUUCUCUGGUUCUUUCAAUUUGCCCGUGACAGUACGGUCUCACAUAAAGCGAAGGAAGAUCUGGGCAAGUGUGAGCAGUUUUUGGCGCGCAUGUCAGCUAAAUGGCCCCAUAUCGCCCAGAAGCUAAAGCUCCUCCGGGAUCUCCAGGCCAAAGUGCAUGAUAGCCGCAACGAAGGCAACGGGGAAAGCACAACCGUUACGUUUCGUCCCUCGAUACUAUUGGCUCUUCUCGAUUCAAGUGUCUCCCGGAUGGCACCUGUUGACCCUUCUCUUUCAGCCACCGACAAUGGCGACGACCAGAGCGAUGCCGCCAGCAUGCGUCUGAAUAUCCAGUUCGUCCACCCUUUGGUCGAGAAUCAAGAUGAAAGAUAUCUCCCGACGAACAAUUCUACCGAAAACGAGUUUCCCCGUGGAGGAAUUGGCACGUUUGAGAUGGACGAGUAUAUCCAAGAUGACUUCUUUUCUGAAAAUUUUACUUUUGAUGAACACCAGUGGUCGCUCGCUAUGAUGGAUGGGGUGUCAAAUAUGACCAUUCAACUAUAA